ACAUCCUAUUCUGACUUUGGGCAGGUCACAAUGGCACAACAGGUGUCUGCUGGGAUGCCCUUCUAUGGAGGAAGGGGAUUCAGCUCUGCAUCUGCCAUGGGUGGACUAGGCGGGCACAGAAGCUACGUGGCCUCUGUAGGCCAUCCUAUUGGAAAUGGAUACGGAGUCCGUUGCUUCAGCAGUCAAAGUCUUUCCAAUCUGGGUGGAAGCAGAAGAAUUUCCUACGGUGGCUAUGGCAAUUCUGGAUGUUAUGGCAGCUACGGUGCUUAUGGCUAUGGUCAUAUGGGUUAUGGGACCAUAGGGUUUGGUGGCAGGAUGGGCCAUACUGGAAAUGGAGGACUUGUCGGAGGAUAUUCCAGCUUCAGAGGUGAUGGCAUCCGAGGAGUCACAAUCAACGAGAAGCUCUUGAAGCCCCUCCAUGUGGGAGUUGACCCCCAGGAGCAAGAAGCACGGAACCAUGAGAGGGAAGAAAUGAAGACCCUGAAUGAUCAAUUUGCAUGUUUCAUUGAUAAGGUCCGAUACCUUGAGCAGCAGAACAAAGUUCUUGAAACAAAGUGGAGACUCUUACAAGAGUGUGCCUUGCCAGCAAGGAAGAACCUUGAACCCUACUAUGAAAAUUUCAUCAGCAACAUGAAAAAGCAGCUUGACUGCUUGUUAAGUGAAAGAGACCAUCUCACCAGUGAAGAAGCUUCCAUUCAGCAGCUGGUGGAGGAAUUCAAGACCGGAUAUGAAGAGGAGCUCAAAAGACGGACAGCAGCAGAGAAUGAAUUUGUGCUGCUCAAGAAGGAUGUAGACUGCAUCUUCUUGAGCAAGGCAGAACUGGAGGGGAAAGUGGAUCUACUGAGUCGGGAGCUAGAAUUCCGUAGAUGCGUCCAUGCAGAGGAACUAGCACAGCUCGACGGUCAGGUCUAUGACACUAACAUCCUUUUGCAAAUGGACAACAGCCGAAACAUAGAUGCUGACCUCAUUAUCAAAAAUGUCGAAGCCUGGUAUCAGAACGUUGCCCAGAGGAGCAAAGAAGAAGCAAAAGCUUUAUAUGAAAGCAGGUUCCUAGAGCUUCAACAGCAGAAAGGGAAAUAUUCUGAUGAUCUGAAGAUCAAUCAACAUGCAAUUGCUGAUCUGACCCGGUUGCUCAAUAAGCUGCAGUCUGAACAUGACAUAGUGAAGAAGCAGGUUGAUUGUUUGCAGUCAUCCAUUUGUGAUGUUGAGCAGCGGGGUGACGUUGCUCUUAAAGAUGCCCGGGAUAAGCACACUGAGCUGCAAACGGCACUGCAGAAGGCCAAGGAUGACCUGGCUCGCUUGCUGAAGGACUACAAUGAGCUUUUGAAUACCAAGCUGGCCCUGGAUAUUGAAAUAGCUACAUAUAAGACUUUGCUAGAGGGAGAAGAGAGCAGGUAA
Molecule: messenger RNA, 1398 nt
Organism: Heteronotia binoei (common prickly gecko)
Lineage: Eukaryota; Metazoa; Chordata; Lepidosauria; Squamata; Gekkonidae
Product: keratin, type II cytoskeletal 1-like
Exons: 7
Coding region: 31-1398 (455 amino acids)
Biological process (GO): keratinization; intermediate filament organization
Cellular component (GO): keratin filament
Molecular function (GO): structural constituent of skin epidermis
Source: RefSeq, a predicted model, not a curated record